Messenger RNA from Toxorhynchites rutilus septentrionalis, 5512 nucleotides. Its product is annotated as fasciclin-3-like. Lineage: Eukaryota; Metazoa; Arthropoda; Insecta; Diptera; Culicidae. The record is from RefSeq and is a predicted model, not a curated record. Bases 3909 to 5078 code for a protein of 389 amino acids. The transcript is spliced from 5 exons.
GAUUUUAUCAUUAUUCAUUAUGUUUAUACAAAAAUGUGUUGAUCUUUCUCCCUAAUAUGUAAUCCUUUAUUUGGUUUUGCAGAUUCUCCCAAUUUCGUAUUUGAAAUCCGAAUAUCUGGAGAACAAAUGCAUGAGGAAAUGCCAUUGAAAAAAGCCGUUGACUGAGCGUUUGCUGGACUAAAACUAUGUGCUAGAAAUCGCGAAUCAUUCCCUCUAUACCAAAUAAAUUAUCAACGGGAGGAGCCUAAUUUGCAAUAUUUCCCCUAUUCACUGUGUCAUCAGAACAAACGCUGCAUUUGAUUCGAAGUGAUGUAUGAAUAUUGUAAGCCACUGAUGAAUAAGUAGAACCUUAUUGACAGUACGGUCAGGUGAACAUACAAUUAUGCAGAACAAAUGUAUAGGAAAAUGAGCAUUAGGGUGCCAAUGAAUGUAUGGGAAAAAACGACCCUAAAAUUUCAAAAAGUAACCCUAUACAAAAUGUUCACCACCUCGAAAAAACACCCUAUGCCAAAUUUCAGCUCAAUCGGACCUAAGAGAAGGUGGCGCAAAGCGGUCAAAGUUUGAGUUUUUUGAAAAUCAAAAAAUCACCCAAGGGGUUUUCGAAUUUUUUUUUUAUGCCAAAUGUCAUAAAAUGACAUGAAACGUCGAGAUCUAGUGUCAUUCCGAACUUUUUUUUUGUCAAAAAUCGGCACUCUGGCACUUUGUUUUUCGGUAUACGAAACGAAAAGUGUGGGUUUUAGUGCCAAUAAAAAUACAGGCGAACCUUUUUUUGUGCGGGGGAUAGGGACCGCACAAAAAAGUCGCAUAAAAAAAUCGUGCAAAACUUCACCAGCAGCUUUUAAAAAUCGUGUUCGGUACACAUUUUGAAAAAAACUUUUUUUGUGCGGUAGAUAGGGACCGCAUAAAAAAAGUUUCCCCCAAGGACAUAAAUCAAAUCCACGCCAUUCACCGUUCAAUUUCCUUUUGUUUCCCUGCUUUGCGAUGGGACAUUCUGCCUCUUCGGUUGCGCGUGGCUGUUUUGUGCUUUUAGUUGCAUGUCAAUCAUGUCAAGCAAAAACUUAGAGCAUUUGAUGAGAGGAGGGGAAUGAUUUCAGAAGUGGAUAAUUGAGACGCGAAUAUUCUUUUUUCGCCCUGAAAUGCAUGAAAUGCAAAUGCAAUACAUGUCGAAAAAAAACUAAACGGACGAUAACUUCAUCAAAUAUGCUUCUUUUCAUACACCGCACAAAAAAAAUUCGCACAUAAAAAACCACACAAAAACAGGUUUUACUGUAGUUAUCUCGAUUUUAUAUUCGGAACUUGCUACGAAAUGUUGAUUUGCACGAUAAUAUACUCCAUGCAAAAUAUUAGCUCAUUCGGACUUCAUUUACUGGUGACAAAAACGUUAAAAUUUGAGAUUUUUGAAUACCGAAAAAUCACCGGAAAUCGGGGUUCAUAAAAAAAAUUAUGAUGCCAAAUGUCAUAAAAGUGCAUGACACGUCAAGAUUUACAGUUAUCUCAAAAAAAUAAAAAUUGUUGACAAAAAUUUAAUUUUCAGGCGGAAAAACGACCAAGAACCAAAAAAACUUUUUUUUUGACAAAAAAAAAUCUCGACCAGUAAUGCAAUUUUAAGACAUUUGGCAACAAUUUUUUUUUCUUGAAUACCUCGGUUCCAUUUGCAUAUUCAUUUUCGCCAUGAUAUUCGUAACAUGGACUUCGGCAAUGGAAUGUAUGGUAUAACUCUAGCUAUAUUUUAUGAAUCUAAUCCCGAUUGGCCAGAAAUGGCAUACACCCCAAUUAUAUGGGCAAUGGGUGAAAAUAACAGACGAGCGAAAAACGAACAUAAUCUUGUUUUGAUUUCCGGUUUAAUGAUACUGGCUAUAAAUGACCAGCAAUCAUAUAAAACCCCUACGAUAUGGGUAUUGGAUGGAAGGGCUUAAACAGUAGAAGUCGAACAUCGUAUUCCAAUGCCAUUUUGGAAAAAGAGAUAGUGGCUUCCGAUUCAUUGAAAAACGCCAUAGAAGACCGAAAAUGGAGUUAGUGAAGUGGAGUUAAAUAAAGAAAGUGUUAGAAACUAAGAUCGUGUUAGAGCGAGAUGGCGAUAGUAAAAGAUCAUAGAAAGCGGAAACGGAAACGGGAACGGACCGUACCCUUCACGCUAAAGAUCGCGAGUUCAAUUCUCACUCUCGACAUUUUUCCAAAAAUGAAAGUGACAAACCAGCCAAAAAGUGUUGAAAGUCAUUAAAAUACAGUAUAAAAAAGAAAAAGAAACGGAAACGGAAACGGAACGCUCAACGCCGUUCAACGCUUAACUUCGCUCAACCGCUCAACACCGCACAACGGUCAACGCUCAACGAAAGCUAUUUUGAAAAUGUGUGGCCCUGGUACUUCCAUGUAUCAGCUUCAGGGUUGAAUGUAAAGGCUAUUUUAUAAUACUCAUGCGAAUUUGGCUAGGUAAUUAUUUUCUUAAAAUUUCAUCAUUAUACAAAAAAUAUACAAACGAGCCCAUCUGUCCCUUGAUCAUUCAUGGUUAUAUAAUUUUUAUUGAAUGUCUACAGAAUUUUGCGAAAUUAUCCAUCGUAACAAUAAUAAACUACGUUUGAAAAACUAUUCCCAAUAUUGAACCAUCUCCGAGAAAUGCUAUAAAAAAUAAACCUUGACAGGUAAAUUGGCGGGUGCAAACUUUUAUUGCAUCAAUCUUACCGCAGCAAUGAUCUUCUGACAUCAAACUGAAGUAGAAUCGAGUUUUGAGGUUGAGUUGAGCAAAUUGUUUUCGUAUGGCCAGCGGCGAGGGUUCGAGAGAUCAUAUCUUAUUUCGAAGAAGACGCACCACACCGAAUGAUGUGUUUGCCAAGCGCUUAUCCACGUUCAACCGAGACAUUGGCAACAAACUGGACAUUGUCUUGAGCGGCAAAGAAAGGUUUGGAGAACCGCAAGAAAGUGGUUGCCCACUGCCUAGGUGUAAUGAUCAUGGAAGCGGUGUUCUCCUACAUUUUCCCAUGAUUCUGAAUCAUGACUCAUACGGGAUUACAUUUCCAAGAACCACCCCCUUCUCUAGUGACGCUAGUGAAACAUUUUUUUGAAAUUUGCUGCUAGUGAUUCCUCUCAUGGGAAUGUCCAUAUUUGAACAAGAUAGCGCCCAUUGAUAAUUCCUACGGUCCCAAUGACGAAGGCGCUAUCUAUUUAUUCACUGCAGCACAUGACUUCAAACAAAACCUUCGCCAGCUGCAUUCGCGCCACUCAGUAUAAAUCGAUCGCCCAUCGCGACUGGAAUUAAACGACAGUAAUUAUCGCCCCAACACGACCUGUUGAACAGUCCGUAAAUCUAUGAAACGAUUAGUAGAAUCAAUAAUACAAGUGAUCAUCGCGCGGAACGUGUCUCUGACAAGUUGAUAGCAUAAACUAUAUAUAAGUUCAUCGUUUGAUCAUCCGCCGGUAGUAGACUCGAAGGAACACUUGAAACGCUGCUUAGUGAAUUCACUCACGUGCUCCUCUCUCUCUUUAUUGUGUCAGUGGACUUUGAAGCCCAGAAGUGAAUUCCUUCACAUAACCAGAAAUAAGAGCGAAACCGAACGGAAGAGAAAGAGAGUUUGACGGUUUGCGAUUUACUAAGAAGAGAGAGACCAAAGUAUCCGAUAGUCAGUCGUUUUGCCACCGCGACGAAGUGACGUGUUGUGUGUGGAGUGAGUGGGUGCGCUAGUGAUGCAACGCAAAUUACCGACAAACACCGAUUUGUAGUGCCACUGUUAGUGUUUUGUUUACGUUAAUUGUCGCUCGAGACGAGUGCCGAGAGCAUAUCUGUCAGUUUCGACGGGUCGCAGAAAACGACAAAAAAAAAACAACUACAGACUUCGGGGGGACGGCGUCUACUGGAAGUCUGCUGAGGAUCAACGUCUUAGUCACUGACGCGUGGGAGAAAUUACGAACCGGUGAUGAUGGACUGUAGGUUGCGACCAUUUGGAUUGUCAUCGGCGGCAGCGGUCUGGAUAGCGGUGGUGCUCUGUGUUGCUCGCAGCUCGCUCGUACAAUCACAAUCCCAGCCAAUCGAGACAAUCCCAUCGAAGGCCUAUGUGAGGAGCCUCACGAAGAACGUCAACCUUUUAUGUCGAAGCAGUAAACCCGUCGAAGCAUGCAGCGUAAAAAUCGCCGGCUACAUGGGGACCUACGACAUUCGUGAGUUACCGGAGGGAGUAAGCUACUACGGGUCGAGUUUACCACAUGGGGAAUGUGGUAUCACGAUAGCGACCCUCAAAGCGGCCAACGAGGGCAAGUUCCAGUGUAACCUCACCAUCGGCGGAGAGGUUUUCCAGGAGAGCAUAGAGGUGGUUAUAGCGGUUACUCCGGAACCAACGGAGAUCGAGAUCGGCCGUGAAACGAUCCUCUCGCUGGGGGGUAUUGCACCGAAUCAAACCAUUUCAGCGAAAUGCAUCUCCCAGGACGCAGUGCCACAAGCGAAUUUGAGUUGGUACUUGAACGAUGAUCCUCUGGACAGUAGCUUGCUAGGUCCUAUCGAAACCAGGGUCACCGUUGACAAGAAGGGGAAGAAAUUAACAACGGUGGAACAGAAACUGAGAUAUUUCGUUACGCCUGAAGAUAAUGGAAAGAGGAUAAUCUGCCGAGCGGACCAUUUUGCGAUUAGUAGAGGAUUCUAUCGGGCCUUCCUCCCGUUGAACAUUCUGUUUCCACCUAAGCCGAUCCCUAAUAUAUACAUUGGUGAAGGUACCCAUGCGGUGAUCAACGUCACAGUGAGGGCAAACCCUCGGCCAACUACCAGCUGGAAAGUGAAUGGUAUCAGGAUCGAUGAGGGCACUUCAUCAGGACCUUAUCAGGCGUACAUUCCUAAAGAUAUGGAUAACGGCAACUAUUUGAUCCUGCUGAAAAUCAACGAGCCGACGGAGCAAACAUCGAUCAUCGAGCUGGCCGCUACCAACGAGUUGGGUACGCAAACCUACGUCAUCAAAGCGAGCAAGUACCCUGCCGAAGAGGAGACCGCUACGGCGAACGAUGAAAACGAGACGAAAUCCACCGGAAGUGGGACCGUCUUCUGGCUCAUCAGCAUAUGGACGUUCUUCUGCUCUGUGAUAGUGACAUGUCUGUUGUGAAUUCCUCAACGAAAAACAAACAAAAAAAAAAUAAGGAAUCGAGAUUCCUAAACUAAAUGAAUCCUUACUUACACUCAGAGAAUACGAACAUAGUAUUACCAUUCAGUACUAACCGCAAAGUGGCGAGCGGAAUCAGGGCGUCUCCAAGUUGUGAGGCUCCUAUGGCUAUGGCACAGCCAAUUGAGGCUCGUAAUUUGAAGAUGUUUUGGUCGCUUGUAAAUCAUCGUUCUUCAUCAUUGUACUUUUACUUAUUUUUUUUUAUUUUUUUCAUUUUUUUAUAGAAUUCUAGCUACGCGUCGAAACAUUAGGUUUAGUUGAUUAUUUAUUGAAACCGCAUUUAUUAAGUAAAACUAGUGUGAAGCGAGCAGGACUUCAGUGUACUUUUUGUCGCUGGAAAAAGUGAAAGUAAAUUUCAUAAGCUGACCAAAGGAGAA